Messenger RNA from Pseudocercospora fijiensis CIRAD86, 1365 nucleotides. RefSeq lists its product as uncharacterized. Gene Ontology annotation, cellular component: cytosol. The record is from RefSeq and is a predicted model, not a curated record. Bases 1 to 1365 code for a protein of 454 amino acids. Gene Ontology annotation, biological process: fructose metabolic process; fructose 2,6-bisphosphate metabolic process. Gene Ontology annotation, molecular function: fructose-2,6-bisphosphate 2-phosphatase activity; ATP binding; 6-phosphofructo-2-kinase activity. Lineage: Eukaryota; Fungi; Ascomycota; Dothideomycetes; Mycosphaerellales; Mycosphaerellaceae. The transcript has 3 exons.
AUGCGGACACGAGGCAGCUCAACCAAUACUAACGGAGUCGGGGUCCAGGUAGAGGAUACAAGAAUAUGUGUGGUUAUGGUUGGGCUGCCCGCGAGGGGAAAGAGUCUCAUUGCUCAGAAAGUUGUUCGCUACCUUGGCUGGCUCAGCAUCACAGCCAAAUGCUUCAAUGUGGGCAACUACCGCCGCUCCGCGACUCCUCAGCCGAAUGCCUCAUUCUUCGACACUUCGAACAAGGAGGGCGAGCGAUUGCGAAAAGCCGCGGCCGAGGCAGCUGUUGCGGAUAUGUGUAAAUGGUUCAAGCAGCCGGACAACCUCAUCGCCAUCCUCGAUGCCACGAAUAGUACCAAGGCUAGACGGCGGUGGAUCAAAGAGCGCUGUGACGCGGAGGGCAUUGAAACACUCUUCGUCGAGAGCAAGUGUGACAGCGAGGAUAUUAUUAUGAGCAAUAUACUUGAAGUCAAGACCACGAGCCCAGACUACAUCGGACAGGACCCAGAAGAGGCGGCGAAGGACUUCCGCGAGCGCAUCAAGAUGUAUGAGCGCGUAUACCAGACACUUGACGAAGAUGAGGCAGAUUUGACUUACUGCAAAAUCAUCGAUGUUGGUUCGCAAGUCAUUAUCAACAGGAUCCAGGACUAUCUACAGUCGCGGGUAGUCUAUUACUUGAUGAACUUGCAUAUCAAGCCGAGGUCAAUUUGGAUAAGUCGGCACGGAGAAUCCAUGUACAAUCUCGGUGGUCAAAUCGGAGGCGAUGCGGAUCUGUCACCUAGAGGAGAACUGUAUGCCAAGAAGCUUCCAGAGCUCGUCAAGAACUCCGCCGGAGACCGCCCUCUCACCGUCUGGACGUCGACUCUGAAACGCACAGCACAAACAGCUCGCUUCCUUCCUUAUGAAAAGCUGAGUUGGAAAGCGCUCGACGAGUUGGACUCAGGUGUCUGCGAUGGCCUCACAUAUAAGGAAAUUGAGGAGAGAUACCCAGAAGACUUCAAAGCACGCGACGACGAUAAGUACAACUACCGCUACCUCGGUGGCGAGUCGUACCGUGACGUCGUCAUUCGCCUCGAACCAAUCAUCAUGGAGUUGGAGCGAUCUGAAAAUAUCCUCAUCGUGACGCAUCAAGCUGUGCUGAGGUGCAUCUACGCAUAUUUCAUGGGCUCGAGCCAAGAACAAAGCCCUUGGAUGGAAGUCCCCCUCCAUACUCUGAUACAACUUACCCCGCGAGCGUACAAGACGGAAGAGCAACGUUUCUUCGCUGAUAUCCCGGCGGUCAGUACGUGGAGAGGCAAGGGCAGUGCCGCCGCUCAUCAGGACCAUCCCGAUAGCCAGAAGGGUUCGCCAAUGCUCAAGGGAGAGACGAAGGCUUGA